Molecule: messenger RNA, 2900 nt
Organism: Arabidopsis arenosa
Lineage: Eukaryota; Viridiplantae; Streptophyta; Magnoliopsida; Brassicales; Brassicaceae
Source: the annotation of a GenBank genome assembly
AAAACAACUCUGUUGAAUUUAAGCUCGAGAUUUUAGUAGGAGUAAGCUCGAUUGCUUCCAAUUAGAUCCAUGGAUGAAGAAGAACUCACACUUUGUCGCGCGUUUUUAGCUCAAGGAGAUUAUUAAAAGAAGUGGUCUUUUUUCGAAUUGUCAACUUAGAAGAAGAAUCAACUUUGGUUUUUUUUUUUUUUGAAGUACUGUUCCUUCUCUGUAUAGCUUUGAGGAAACGCUUCUUCGAUUGGAACUGUGAGUUUGAAGGAUUAAGAUGGUUGGAAGCUCGGAUGGUAAUCAGUCAGAUGAUAGCUCUCAUUUUGAGCGAGGAGUAGAUCAUAUCUAUGAAGCAUUCAUCUGCCCAUUGACAAAGGAGGUUAUGCAUGAUCCUGUCACUUUAGAGAACGGCCGAACAUUCGAGCGUGAAGCCAUUGAAAAAUGGUUCAAGGAGUGUCGGGACAGUGGGAGACCUCCAUCUUGCCCUUUGACUUCUCGUGAGCUGAGCAGCACUGAUGUAAGCCCUAGCAUAGCUCUGCGUAACACUAUCGAAGAGUGGAGAUCCAGGAAUGAUGCUGCCAAGCUUGACAUUGCUCGUCAGUCACUGUUUUUAGGAAAUGCUGAGACCGAUAUUUUGCAAGCUUUGAUGCAUGUGCGACAGAUUUGCAGGACCAUCCGAUCAAAUAGGCAUGGUGUACGCAACUCUCAGCUUAUCCAUAUGAUCAUCGACAUGUUAAAAAGUACUAGCCAUAGAGUGCGGUAUAAAGCUCUACAAACUCUUCAAGUCGUCGUUGAGGGAGAUGACGAGAGCAAGGCGAUAGUAGCUGAAGGGGACACUGUGCGUACACUAGUUAAGUUCUUAUCACACGAGCCAUCAAAGGGGAGGGAGGCAGCUGUUUCCUUGCUGUUUGAGCUCUCUAAAUCGGAAGCUUUGUGCGAGAAGAUUGGUUCCAUUCAUGGAGCACUUAUAUUAUUGAUUGGUCUGACAAGCAGCAACUCAGAAAAUGUUUCAAUUGUUGAGAAAGCUGAUAGAACCUUGGAAAACAUGGAGAGGUCAGAGGAAAUUGUUAGGCAGAUGGCUUCAUAUGGUAGACUCCAGCCUCUUCUAGGAAAACUCCUUGAAGGUUCACCUGAAACAAAACUCUCUAUGGCUUCCUUUCUCGGGGAGCUUCCCUUAAAUAACGAUGUGAAGGUUCUUGUGGCUCAGACUGUGGGUUCUUCUCUUGUCGAUCUUAUGAGAAGUGGUGACAUGCCCCAACGGGAAGCUGCCUUGAGAGCUCUUGACAAAAUCUCAUCGUUCGAAGGGAGUGCUAAGGUCUUGAUCAGCAUAGGAAUUCUCCCCCCGCUUAUCAAAGAUCUGUUUUAUGUGGGGCCAAACAACCUUCCAAUUCGGUUGAAAGAAGUCUCUGCCACUAUUCUUGCUAACAUAGUGAACAUUGGGUAUGACUUUGACAAAGUCACUCUUGUUUCAGAGAACAGAGUGGAGAAUCUGCUCCAUCUAAUUAGUAACACGGGUCCAGCGAUCCAGUGCAAGCUGUUGGAGGUUCUUGUUGGACUCACCAGUUGCCCAAAAACAGUUCCAAAAGUUGUUUAUGCAAUUAAAACCUCCGGUGCAAUCAUCAGUUUGGUUCAGUUUAUAGAGGUCCGAGAGAAUGAUGAUUUGCGUUUGGCUUCCAUAAAGCUUCUUCAUAACCUUUCCCCAUUCAUGAGUGAAGAACUAGCUAAGGCCUUAUGUGGUACUGCUGGACAACUCGGAAGCCUUGUUACAAUCAUUUCAGAAAAGACACCAAUCACUGAAGAACAGGCUGCAGCUGCUGGGCUCUUAGCUGAAUUGCCAGAUAGGGAUUUGGGUCUUACUCAGGAAAUGUUAGAAGUUGGUGCUUUUGAAAAAAUCAUCGCCAAAGUGAAUGGAAUCCGCCAAGGGGAUAUCAAGGGAAUGAGGUUUGUGAGUCCUUUUCUGGAAGGACUUGUGCGUAUACUUGCUAGGAUUACUUUUGUUGUCAACAAAGAGGCUCGGGCCAUUACCUUUUGCCGUGAGUACAAUGUUGCUUCGCUCUUCCUUCAUCUACUUCAAUCCAACGGUCAAGAUAACAUCCAGAUGGUUUCCGCCAUGGCUUUAGAGAAUCUUUCACUAGAGUCUAUAAAGCUGACACGGGUUCCUGAUCCGCCUCCUCUGAACUACUGUGGCUCAAUCUUUUCAUGUAUGAGAAAACCACACGUUGUAAACGGGCUGUGCAAGAUCCACCAGGGAAUAUGUUCAUUAAGAGAAACAUUUUGCCUUGUCGAAGGAGGAGCUGUGGAGAAAUUAGUGGCUCUAUUAGACCAUGAAAAUGUGAAAGUGGUUGAGGCCGCACUUGCCGCUCUUUCUAGCUUACUAGAAGACGGGUUAGAUGUAGAGAAAGGGGUCAAGAUACUUGAUGAAGCGGAUGGGAUACCGCAUAUACUAAACGUUCUGAGGGAGAAUCGAACAGAGAGGCUAACGAGAAGAGCGGUUUGGAUGGUGGAAAGGAUCUUGCGGAUUGAAGACAUAGCAAGAGAGGUGGCAGAGGAACAGACCCUGAGCGCUGCACUUGUGGACGCUUUCCAAAAUGCUGAUUUUAGAACGCGACAGAUCGCUGAGAACGCGUUGAAACACAUUGAUAAGAUCCCAAACUUCUCAGGUAUAUUCCCAAACAUGGCAUAGGGGAAACUCUUUGAAUCUGUCCAGGGAGUUUUAGUGAUUUAAAACUGUUGGUUUUGUUUUUGCUUUGAUGGGAUUACUUGUUAAUAGGCAUCCAGUUUUUUCUGGGUAUAUAUUGUAAAUUCCGAUUCUUAUUUGCGUGUGCUUUAAGCUAUUUGAUUUGUUUGUUUAUAUCCUACGUUGGAAAUCGUAAUCAUUUGAUUGGCCUCAAGAUUAAAAAGGCUUAUGUGUU